CCGCCGGGCCGCGGCGCGCCCCGUGCCCGGGAUGCGUCCGGCGGCGGAGUGCCGGCUGCUGGCAGGAGCCGGGGGCAGGCGGGCGGGCACGGGGGCUCCCGCCGCCGCCGCGGCUCGGCGCCGCCGCCGCGGCUGGGAUUAGGCUCCCGCUCGGCUGCGAUGCGGAGCGGCGGGGCGGGAGCGGCGGGGCCCAGCGGGAGGGCGCGGGGGGCCGCCGGGCACUAGGCGGGCGGCGGGCGCGGAGCCGCCGGAGCUCUCCAGGGUGCUGGGGCGCUGCCCGCCCGCCUUCCCGCGGGAGCCGCGCGGCCGCCCUCGCCCAUCGAGCAGCGCCGCCGAGCCCCUCCGAUGCCUCGGACAGCACCGCUCCCGGGGUCUGCCGCGCCUGCGAGCAGAAUGGCCCGGAUUAGGUACCUCCGCGCGGCUGUCUCGGGCUUUUAUCUGUGGGAAGCUGCGCUACUUCUCAGCUUGGUAGCCACAAAGGAAACGGACAGUGCAAGAUCUCGUAGCAUGCCAAUGUCACCAUCGGAUUUCCUGGAUAAGCUAAUGGGUAGGAUGUCAGGCUACGAUGCAAGGAUCAGACCAAAUUUCAAAGGUCCUCCAGUUAAUGUCACAUGCAACAUAUUUAUAAACAGCUUUGGGUCCAUUGCAGAGACAACCAUGGAUUACCGAGUGAACAUCUUUCUCCGUCAGAAUUGGAAUGAUCCACGCCUUGCAUACAGUGAAUAUCCAGAUGACUCUUUAGAUUUAGAUCCAUCCAUGCUGGAUUCAAUUUGGAAACCUGAUUUGUUCUUUGCUAAUGAAAAAGGUGCCAACUUUCAUGAAGUUACAACAGAUAAUAAAUUGUUGCGGAUUUUCAAAAAUGGAAAUGUACUUUAUUCCAUCAGGUUGACUUUAAUACUGUCCUGUCCGAUGGAUCUCAAAAAUUUUCCAAUGGAUGUGCAAACAUGUAUAAUGCAGCUGGAAAGCUUUGGAUACACAAUGAAUGAUCUCAUUUUUGAGUGGCAAGAAAAGGGAGCAGUUCAAGUAGCAGAAGGUCUCACUCUGCCACAGUUUCUGUUGAAAGAAGAAAAGGAUUUAUGUUACUGCACCAAGCAUUAUAAUACAGGAAAGUUUACAUGUAUUGAAGUCCGAUUUCACCUUGAGAGACAGAUGGGUUACUAUCUCAUCCAGAUGUACAUACCAAGUCUAUUGAUUGUGAUUCUCUCCUGGGUGUCAUUUUGGAUCAAUAUGGAUGCAGCUCCAGCCAGAGUGGCUUUAGGCAUAACAACUGUGCUGACCAUGACAACACAAAGCUCAGGUUCACGAGCAUCUCUUCCAAAGGUGUCAUAUGUCAAAGCCAUUGACAUCUGGAUGGCAGUGUGUCUGCUCUUUGUGUUUUCUGCACUUUUGGAGUAUGCAGCUGUAAACUUUGUGUCAAGGCAGCAUAAAGAACUUCUGCGCUUCCGCCGCAAAAGGAAGAAGAGCAAGUAUUUUGAGGGAAUUCUUGAUGGAAAUGAAAUCAGUGAAUCAUUACAGCAUAGCAAUGGCUUGAGAUGUACAGGACCUAUAGACGGGACUUUGCCUCAAAUCUACAGUACAAAUUUAAGGGAUGAUGAUGCACGUGAAAGUCAGUUUAGCUUUACAGCAUAUGGAGUGGGCCCAUGCGUGCAAGCAAAAGAUGGAAUGACACAAAAGGGGCCAAAUAAUCCUGUUCAAGCUGUACCAAAAAGCCCUGAUGAGAUGAGAAAGGUAUUCAUUGACCGGGCCAAGAAAAUAGACACAAUAUCCAGAGCUUGUUUCCCUUUAGCCUUUCUGAUUUUCAACAUUUUUUAUUGGGUAAUUUACAAAAUCAUCAGGCAUGAGGACAUUCACCAAUAACAAGACUAAGGCUUGCAGUACAUAAAGAUCUGGCUGUCACACUCGACCAGAAGUUUUUUUUUAGAAAUGCACAUCAGAGGAGUGACUGGAAGAGUUAAAAACACUGAGGUGGUGAAAAAAGAUCCUGUGUGGACUGCAAUGACCAGGAUGGAAGAAUGACACCCAGAAAAGAUACACCUGCUAUUGCAAACUUUCCUUGUAAAGCUAAAUAUUAACAAAUUUUUCAUUGUAAAUCACUCUCUACUGAACCUUUACUGCCAAGUAUUGAUACAUACUGUUACACAGUGGUAUAACUGGACAGUACUCUCUGAUGGUCCUUAAUUUUUUUUUUUAAUUCUGAUGUAUUUUUAAUUUUAAAAAUGGUUCCUGAGUACCCUAGGUAAAUCUCACAGUAUUACAGAAUAGAUUAGUGUUUGUAACAUUGAUUUCAAUUUUACAAUAUAAUGACAAAUUACUGAUUGGAGAAAACAAUUUAAAGGACUUGAUCUAAUCUUAAGGACAGUACUGGUGGUUUUGCAAUGAAUAUAUUUGACAUAUUUAAGUCAUAUAAUUUACUAAAUGUAUUUAUAUUACUGUUCCCCUGUUUGUUGAAAUAGUCUCUGACAGCACAAAGUAUACAGCCUAUCACAUGAGAAAUAUAUUAAAAUUUGUAAAGUAUUGACUCCUGCAAAGGAUUUUUUUUCCUUUUAAUUACUUACGCUUUGAUAAUUGAAACAUAUUUUUAAAUAUUUUUUAUAUUUUAAGGGUUUUUUCCUCAAUUCAUAAAACUCAUGCAGCUAGUGAAAUAGACAAACUACAUCAAAAUUUUGCAAUACUUCACUUUGAUUCAAUGCAAAGAGAUCUUGGACCAAAACUGAAAGCAAAUAGUGAACUCCACUGAAGCAUUUGGAGGAUGAACGCAGUUAUGUUUAUGCACAUUCAUCUCCUACAUGUUACAUAAAUAUAGGAAGCUUAAUUUAUGAAUAUAUCAAGUUUUCUGACUCAUGCUUUGAAGUUUAUUGAUAUAACUUUGAUAUUGCUUAAGAAGCACUUGACAACUUUGGAGAAACAUGAAGCUCAUCUAAAACAUAAAAAAGGAUCUGGAUGGUCUUUUACAUUUACUGUAUUUCACAUUAAUAAAUAGGAGACCAACCAUUAAAACUCUUAGAAAAAUCUUCCCUGUUUAGGUUUAAAUAAGUCAUUUUAGUUGCUUCUUUGAAUUGUAACACCAUAGAUCAAUCUUGUCUAUUGGAAAACAAAACUAUGCUAAGAUAUGAAAAUGCAUCAUUUAGAAUUAUUAGAUACUCUAAGUCCAGUAGCUGAGGCUGAUUCUCAUUGCAAAAUAUUUUUAUUUUGAACAGGUUUAAAAUUUUUGGUUUGUUGUUGAUCAGAAUGUGUAUACAAAAGCAAAAUCAGCUGGAAAAAACCAUCUGGUGCACUGCCAAAGGCAUGGUGCAUACGAAGAAGCAGUAGCAAUGUAACUCUGCACUGAGUAAUAUGGCAACCUUGGCUUUGGUUUGUUAUUGUUUUCCUCCAAGGAUUACUUAGAGAGAUUCUAAAAUAGUAGCUCUCAGAUUUUGUUAAACUGUGUCAGAAAGAAGGUGUAUAAUCCGCCUUUAUUUUAAAACUAUUAUUCUUUUAUAGUUUUACUUCAUUUAUGAUCUAAAAUUAAUUCAAUUUACUUAAAAUAUUUUUUUUCUUGCUGAGAUGGUGUCUGCUUUUUGUUGAUCUAUUUAUGUGCAUGUUCCAAAAUAUCAUGUUCACUUAUGAAGGUGCUCCUCUGUUUGAGGAGGUAUCAUGAACUAAUGGUUGAUAUUUCAGUUGAGUCAUAUUCACCUCUCUCAAAGAUGUCAUUAACUGUAUUGUAUGAAAAGGGAUGUUAAUUUGCUUCUGUUAGUAGCAAAGUCAACAGUAUUUUGUUUAAGGGCUGUUUUCAAAUGCACAUAACUUUUGGCAUAUCAUUCUGCUGCCCUCAGGUGAGUAAAGAUGUUCUAUUUUGAUAUAAUGGAACCAAGAUCUCUCCUGAACUGGUUUUAUGGGUUGGGUUUUUUCUGUUACUUUUGCCAAGGUAACAGAAGCCUCUGUAGUCCACUAAUAAUGUGUUUUUCAAAAGAAAUAAUAACUUAAAUUCAAUUUUCACUUAGAUUAUUCCUAAAUGACUUAGUGUAAAGGCACAUGGUAAAGAAAGAGAGAAAUGUCAUUUGAGAUGAUAAGAAACUUCAAGGCACAAAUGCCUGCUAUUCACCACUGACUAGGGGAAAAGUCCAAAACUGCCAGCUGGCAUGCUAGCCCUCUUUACAAAGCUAGAAUCAAUAGCUACAGACAUCACCUAAGAUUAGUGUGGGAGCUGAUUCUUUUGUAACUUUAUAGUGAAGCAGCAGAGAAUACUAUUAAGAAGAUGCAAGAAUUGAAAGGUACUCUGCAGUAUUUGUCAGGCUGCAGUAUUUGUGCUACAGUCCCAUGAAAGAGACAGUGGAGAAGCAGAAAAAUAAUUAUCAAGGAAAUAAUGCUUGAGGCAGAUGGUAUCUAGCAGGGGGCCAUCCACAUAUAAAUAAGAAUCCAUUAAUUAGGCUGAAGUAGAUAGCCACCUCAUUUCACUAUCACUGGACCAGGCCUGAGUACAAGUCCUUAGCAAACAACAAGGUUUCUUUUAAGCACAACCCGUGUAUGACAGGCUAAUGCAGCUUUGUCCAAAGUCAUUAUUCACCAUAGGUGCAGACCCUGUAGUUCUCAGGUCAUGUUUUUGUGGUCUCUGUAUGCCAGCCCUGUACUUUCAAAAUAAAAUACUGGUACUAGAAGGACAUUGGAACACAAUGAAAAGAGAGGGAGGCACCAUAGGAUCUGGAGGAAUACCCCAAUAACACAGCUACUAAAGAGCUGGCACAGUCACUACAAAGGGAAAAAAGGAAGGACGAGACAUCCUUAUUAUUUUUCCCAGUCUCACAGUAUCCUUGCCAUAGGUACAAUUGUUCAGGCAGGAGCAGUAGCUACAGGGAGAAACAGUUUAUAUCAACUGCUACGAAGUAUAUACUGUUUUCUGAGAGCAGUUUCUACCUGUGCAGAUUGACUUCCUCACCAUCCGCUUUCCUAAUGUAAAGAGAAGCAGAACAGGAAGGUACAGGAUGAAAAGUCUGGACUGUGCAUAGCAUAACAGGGGCCACAGGAAGAGAGAAGCCCAAAGCAGAGCCUGGAACCUCUCAUAUGAUUGUCUUUUCUUUACUAAAAAGAGAUGUGGCCCAAUCCGUGUCAUCCCUCAUAAUGCCAAAAACUCCAGGACUUUGAGAGAGAAUAAGAAAGGUCCCUUUGAGGUGCAGUAGAAUUACUGAACUACCACAGUACCAAACUCCUGCUUAAAUUCGAAACAGCAAAAGGUAUUUUAUUUUUAAAAUUAUAUUCAAAUACCAACACAAUGCGCUCUCAUGGUUAGAGGAAUGGGUUUUUUUCUCUAUAAUGCUGACAAACUAUAGGAGGUUUGAAGGUGUUUUACUAUUUAGAAUUCAGCUAUUUUCUAAAGAAUCAUUUGUAGUGUGUGAGGGGUGAUUCUGCUUGCUCACUAGACAGACAUAUUUAGGUGAUUUAGAUGUGCACUUUACAUUUAAGGAGUAAGGUAUUGCUUCCACUUUUUGUAUUAAUCCCUUACAGAACUGUAGGCUGAUAAUGUAGAUAAAAAUAGAAUAGAAUAAACUGUACAAAACCUUAUAUUUUUAACAGUAGGAAAAAAUAAAAAGUCUUCCUUAACCUUAGGGGGGGGAAAAGUAUUAUUUGUAGCAAUAAUUUUAUAUUAGAUGGAAAUAAAUUUAUUUAUACCAUUUCCAGCCCAAGCUAACAUGGUUGGCUGGAAAAGAUGUACUUUUGUGUAACUUCUGCUCUCAUUUGAGCUAUUAUAGGAAUUAAUCUAAUCCAACAGAGAAGAAUUUGGCCUUAAACUGUGAAACUGCUAAAUGAGCUCGUAGUGCUUACAGUACGCCUGUGAGAUAAUAAAAUAACUUUAUCCACAUCUUACUGCACAAUCAUAUGGCUAUUUAGAUGACAAUCAAAUCAGACCUUCACAGCUCUUUUCCUUUUUGAGACAACUAAGAAGAAAAAUAUAAUUCACAAACCAGACUACUUGUUAAUAAUAAAAUGAGUAUUCUGUUUUGGAGUGGUUAUGGAAAAGGUGUCUUCAGGCAACACACAUCACCUACAGUAAUUACUGAAGUACUAUCAAUUUGGAAGGCUUGUGGAAGCAGGUUAGAUUGCUAGAAACAGUGGGUUAAUGCCAGAAAAAAUGUUGGCUCAUCCUGUAUUCUUGACAUUCUCAAAUAUUACUGCACUUCUUCACUUUCAUCUUUGUGAAAUAUGCAAGAAACAUUUCUUAUGUUUGUAUUUUAAUGGAUGACAGAGUGAUACUAACAGAUGAAAUGCACUAAAGUAGCUGCUGAUGUUCCAUGAAUGUGGAAUUGUGAGUUGUAUAAAAAGAAAUUGCACCAUAAGCUUUUGACAUAAAGGUUUAACAUAAUAUACAGUAUUUUGUGUGUUAGUGAUCCUGGCUUUUUAAAGGCUACAGCAAGAAAAAAGAAAAAUUUAUAUGAUAGUGUAUUAAUAACUUGUCUGUGAGUUUUCAAAAUAUUCUCCGUGAGUUCUGUCUGAUGGCAAUUUCAUCUCAAAGUACUUCCUUUUUGGUAAAAAUCUAUAAAUGUGUCGUGCAUGGAUUUAAUUAGAUUCCUUUUUGCUGUAUUACAGUAUCAUAUUGCACUUAAGCUGACAUUCUCUGCAGACAGAAGUGUUAAAAAUGUGAAAUUUAUGGUAACACCUGUAUCAUUGUAGAUAUUUUGUUCAAAAAAAAAUAAACAAUUUUUU
Molecule: messenger RNA, 6675 nt
Organism: Pseudopipra pipra
Lineage: Eukaryota; Metazoa; Chordata; Aves; Passeriformes; Pipridae
Gene: GLRA3
Product: glycine receptor alpha 3
Exons: 10
Coding region: 346-1857 (503 amino acids)
Biological process (GO): response to amino acid; chemical synaptic transmission; chloride transmembrane transport
Cellular component (GO): synapse; neuron projection; postsynaptic membrane
Molecular function (GO): extracellularly glycine-gated chloride channel activity; transmitter-gated monoatomic ion channel activity involved in regulation of postsynaptic membrane potential; transmembrane signaling receptor activity
Source: RefSeq, a predicted model, not a curated record